GGAAAUCCAUGCACCUUGAUCACAUGACACACCUUAACCAAUAAAUAGCCAACAGGAAGCCACACAUGGGGGAAACACUUGCUGCACAGGCACCAACUACAGCUGCUGCGACCGACUGUGAGCAUUUCAUAUAUUAUAGAUUCCGACAAAACUGGCCGGUUUGGUACAGGAAAUUGAUGGCGAGGCCUAGAGCCAGAACCGGCUUGGACUCCAAGUGGAUGAACUGACGACCCACCUGCUCCUUCAGGGCUGGUAGGAGGUUGACUGCGCUGUAGCCAACCUGAACUGUUCCCCAAUUUUUCCCCCUUUUUUUGGGGUCACUAUCUCUCACACGAAGUCCUCAAUAUGGUCUAAUUGUCCGCUGAAUAUCAGCGGAACCAUUGUGAAUCUCACAUGUUGUGUACCUCUCCAGAGCAGAAGGUGGCAGUAACACGUGACAGGCCGCUAGCUAAGGUAGCUAGCUAACCUAUACUACCUCACGACAAUCUUCUUGCAGCCAUCAAAAGUUAAACCAUCCCUGGCGGGGAAAGAUCUCAAUUGGAACUUGACACUAUGAAGAUGUCCUGUGCCACGGAUUAAAAGGGUCUCCUGUUCAAGUUCACCUACAUCUGCCAUCCACCUGUGAAAGGGACUGCUUCUUCAGCUUCAUCGAACCAAAGAGUUACUGCAAAGAGAGCAUGUCGUCAGCCAGUCUCAGUCCGAGUCGCUCUCUCCGACUACGGAGGAGAGGUGGGAGUAAUGCCGGUGAGCGAGUGGACGUUGAUCCGCCAACAGAGCGCCUCUCCCCACGCUCCAAGAGCUGCGUAGACUCUCCAGGCGAGCCGUGCGGGGCUGUGCACCUUCAACAACGUUGUGGACUCCGGCUCGGAGCGAAGCCCGCAGCCAGUCAGCAUGCGGCUCCUGUUGAGCCUCCUGCACCCCUUCCUGUCUCUCAGCAUCUUCGGCUUGUGCCCGUCUAUGGUGUUCAUCAGAAUUCUGCUUUCAAGUCCGGGGAGCCAUCAUCUUGGGAUGGUCGGCGUGUUCCAGACCAUUUCCAUGUACUAUUCUUCCAUUCAGAGAAGGCGGAGUCAGCUGAAACCCUCGGGCCGAGAGAGGGCUGGCAGGUGUACAGCUCGGCCCAGGAUGCGGACGGCCGCUGCAUCUGCACCGUCGUGGCGCCGGAACAAAGCCUGUGCUCCAGAGAUGCGAAGAGCAAGCAGCUCCGCCAUCUCCUAGAAAAGGUGCAGAACAUGUCUCAGUCCAUCGAGGUGCUCAACCUGCGAACUCAGAGGGAUUUGCAGUACGUGAUGAAGAUGGAGAACCAGAUGAAGGGCCUGAGGACCAAAUUCAGACAGAUUGAGGACGACAGGAAGUCUGUCAUGGCCAGAAACUUCCAGGAGCUUAAAGACAAGAUGGAGCAGCUGAAGCCAUUGAUCCCCGUGCUGGAGCAGUACAAGAUGGAUGCCGCCCUCGUCUCCCACUUCAAGGAGGAGAUCAGGAACCUGUCAUCGGUGUUGACGAGCAUCCAGGAGGAAAUGGGCGCCUACGACUAUGACAAACUCUAUCAGCGUGUACUGCGACUGGAUAACAGGCUCCGAAGCUGCAUGGGAAAACUAACAUGCGGAAAAUUAAUGAAAAUCACCGGACCCGUGACCAUUAAGAUCUCCGGGACUCGGUUUGGGGCAUGGAUGACCGACUCGCUCGCAUCAACAAGACACAACAGAGUUUGGUACAUGGACGGUUACACCAACAGCAAGAUCGUCCGAGAGUUCAAAACCAUGGAGGACUUCACGGCAGGAGUGGUGGCUCGCACCUACAGCCUUCCGUUCAAAUGGGAAGGGACCAAUCACGUCGUCUACAACGGCUCCCUUUACUACAACAAGUACCAGAGCAACAUCAUCGUCAAGUACAGCUUUGAGACCGGCACGGUUCUGGCUCAAAGAGCUUUGGAAUUCGCAGGCUUCCACAACAUGUACCCGUACACGUGGGGCGGCUACUCCGACAUCGACGUCAUGGCGGACGAGCUGGGACUGUGGGUCGCGUAUGCCACCAACCAAAAUGCCGGGAACGUUGUCAUUUCCCAAAUCGAUCCCGACAACCUGCAGGUCCUGAAGACUUGGAACACGGAAUACUCCAAAAGGAACGCGGGGGAGUCGUUCAUGAUCUGCGGGACUCUCUACAUCACCAACUCUCACCUGUCCGGAGCAAAGGUUUAUUACGCGUACUCCACAAAGACGUCAACGUAUGAAUACAUCGACGUUCCUUUCCUCAACCAGUACUUCCACAUCUCCAUGCUGGACUACAACGCCCGAGAGAGAGCGCUGUACGCCUGGAAUAACGGACACCAGGUCAUAUUCAACGUCACCUUGUUCCAUGUCAUCGAAACAGACGACGGCUCUUAAACUUUUGUCGACAUUUGUGAUGAUGCUCGUUGUUUUGUCCAAAAUGGCUAAUCGUGUUGUUUUGACUGAAUGGCGCAUGGACACCGAUGUCUGGAUUCCGUCCUGGAGAACAUCUUGCACAUUUUUACACCGCUCGAUGGCAUCACUGUCGCUUUUGCAUGCGGGUCUACUGUGCACUUUGACUGCAGUGAUAUUUCUAGUGUCUAUACCGUGCUUGCGUUCAUUGCACAUCAGCGUACUUGCUGCAAUAUGCUCUAAAUAUUAUUACCGCAUUCUGUUUCAACGGGUGUUUUUUUAAUAAAACUGCGCAACGUACUCUAUGUUUAUAUUCUGC
Messenger RNA from Doryrhamphus excisus (bluestripe pipefish), 2715 nucleotides. Lineage: Eukaryota; Metazoa; Chordata; Actinopteri; Syngnathiformes; Syngnathidae. The record is from RefSeq and is a predicted model, not a curated record.